This is a messenger RNA of Armigeres subalbatus, 1453 nucleotides long. Its product is annotated as gelsolin-like. The coding region runs from base 207 to 1376 and encodes 389 amino acids. Lineage: Eukaryota; Metazoa; Arthropoda; Insecta; Diptera; Culicidae. The transcript is spliced from 3 exons. Gene Ontology annotation, biological process: actin polymerization or depolymerization; actin filament severing; barbed-end actin filament capping. Gene Ontology annotation, molecular function: phosphatidylinositol-4,5-bisphosphate binding; actin filament binding. The record is from RefSeq and is a predicted model, not a curated record. Gene Ontology annotation, cellular component: actin cytoskeleton; cytoplasm.
UCGUUCGAGUAGUGAGUCGCGAUCAGUCAGCUUGUUUGUGUACUUCCAAACAGCCCAGCCAAUACCCAUCGUUAACUGUGGCCGCCCGGCUCGGCAGUGGUCAAUUGCUAUAAAUUGGCUUCGUCUAGUUUCAGUCCGAGCGAGGAAACCGAUCGAAGCGGUUCGAAAAAAUAUAAGAUCAAGAGACACGCGGCAUAACGUGAACCAUGCAGUCCCACAUCCUACACCUGACGGUGUUGGCCACCAUACUUGGAAUGGCGCUGACGGCCAAUGUGCCCAGCACACCAAGUAAAAAACUCAACAUUCCAGCCUUCAGCAAUGCCGGUAAAACGGCAGGAACUGAAAUCUGGCGAGUAGAAAAUUUCCAACCCGUUGCCGUACCGAAGGCCGAGCAUGGAAAGUUCUACUCCGGAGAUUCAUAUAUUGUUCUCCACACCAUGGAGGACAAAAAUAAGAAGAAAACCCACAACGCACAUUUCUGGCUGGGUUUGAAGACCACCCAGGACGAGGCCGGAUCCGCUGCCAUCUUGACCGUGCAGUUGGAUGACCUGCUGAGUGGAGCCCCCGUCCAGUAUCGCGAGGUUGAAGGAUCCGAGUCGGAUCUUUUCCUCAGCUACUUCAAGGGUACCAUUCGCUAUCUGGAAGGUGGCGUGGCGUCCGGGUUCAAACAUGUGGAAACCAAUGCCGCUCAACCGAAACGCCUGUUCCACGUCAAGGGAAACAAGAACGUCCGUCUGCGGCAGGUUGAGCUGGCCGUAUCCGCCAUGAACAGAGGAGACUGCUUCAUUCUGGACGCUGACCGGAAUGUUUACGUCUGGGUUGGACCGAAAGCCAACCGCGUGGAGAAGCUGAAGGCCACCAACGUCGCCAACGACAUUCGCGACCAUGACCACAAUGGACGUUCUAAGGUUCAUAUUAUUGAUUCAUUUUCUACGCUGACGGAUCAGGAAGACUUCUUCAAAGUGCUAGGAUCUGGUUCGCCAUCGACUGUGCCGGCCAAGGAGACGGCCAAGGAGGACAGCGUAUUCGAAAAAGCUGAUGCUGCCCGAGUUGAGCUCUAUAAGGUCACCGAUUCCAAGGCAGGAAAACUGGCAGUUGAACCAAUUACCCAGCGGCCACUGAAGCAGGACAUGUUGAAGCCCGACGAUGCUUUCAUUCUGGAUACUGGCUCCGGUUUGUACGUGUGGAUCGGAAAGACCGCUACCCAACAGGAAAAGACGCAGUCCCUAGUGAAGGCUCAGGAAUUCAUUAAGAACAAAAAAUACCCCGCAUGGACGGCCGUAGAACGAGUCCUACAAAAUACCGAGACGACACCUUUCAAGCAUUUCUUCCAGACCUGGCGUGAUGCUGGGGCAACGGGAACCCGACUUGUCUGAUGAUCAAAGAUGCAAAUCUUUCAGAAAAAAAAACGAAAAGCAUAAUUUAGAUGUUGACAAUAAACUAUGUUAACCAA